AGUGCACCAGAACGGAAGACAUUUAGUUUCAAGCCUGGGUUUGCAUUGCAUCGCUUCAACAUCGGUUUUCGUUUCAGCAGAAUGUGACACGCGCUUUUACCACUCAUUUCUUUUGGAAUUAUUCUGUGUCAGCAUGUCAUUUUGUGUUCUUUUGUGACAUAUUUGCGAAAAUGGCAAACGGAAUGAAGUGUUCGUCUAUGGUUUUAUUUAUUACAAUUUGUGUUCUGUCGUUCCAAGUUGCUAAAACGGUUUACACUCGAAACUAUUAUGGAUUAAAAGAAGCCUUCGAAGAGGACAUACCACAGGGUGCAUCAACCUUGGCUUUCGUGUUUGAUAUCACAGGUUCUAUGUAUGAUGAUCUUGUGCAGGUGAUUGCUGGUGCUGCAAGAAUUUUAAGCACCAUUCUUGCUAGGAGGGAAAAGGCCAUUUACAAUUAUGUGCUUGUGCCAUUUCAUGACCCAGAUGUUGGUCCAGCUACAGUAACGACUGAUCCAGAUUUAUUUCAACGCCAACUUAAAGACCUUUAUGUUCAAGGGGGUGGUGACUGUCCUGAGAUGAGCAUAGGCGCCAUUAAGUUGGCCUUGGAGGUGUGCUUGCCGAAUUCUCACAUCUAUGUUUUUACUGAUGCACGAGCAAAAGACUAUUAUUUGCUAGAUGAUGUUCUGAAACUCAUUCAAAGGAAGCAAAGUCAGGUUGUAUUUGUCAUGACUGGUGAUUGUGGCAAUCAUUCCCAUCCAGGAUAUCAAGCUUAUGAGCGAAUAGCAUCAACAAGUUCUGGUCAAGUUUUCCACUUAAUGAAGUCCGAUGUUGAUGAAGUGCUAAAUUUUGUUCGAGUCUCUCUUCAAGCAAGAAAAGUUAAUCUGUUUGCUGUAGACCGAAGUGCUGGGGAUUUGAAAGAAUUUGAAUUUGAUGUAGAUAAUUCACUUAGAGAAUUUACAAUUUCUGUAUCUGGAGAAAAUCCUAUGAUAACAGUUAUAAAUUCCAGAGGUGAAGUUAUAGAUCAAAGAAAAGGAUUAUUAGAGCUGCUCAAUCAUAAAAACAUCAGCAUUGUAAAUAUUAAGGAUCCUGAACCAGGUCGAUGGAAGUUAAGAAUAAAUAGUGAAGCAUCUCAUACGAUUCGGGCCACUGGCUUGAGCAAAAUUGAUUUUGUCCAUGGUUUCUCCAGACAACCAACAGCAAGUCUGAAAGAAACAUAUCAUAGGCCUCUUAAAGGAGCUCCUACUUAUUUAUUAGUGAAUGCAACAGAUUUGCCAGAACCAGCAACAUUUAAAAAUGUAAAAAUUGUUGAUUUGGAAGGAAAUAACUUACAAGACAUUCCAUUGUACAGGUUUCCUGGAUCUAAUUUAUUUAAUGCAACUACAUUUUUCCCUCCAAAUGAAUAUUUUUAUUUGAAGGUCGCUGGUUCAGAUGAAUAUGGCUACCCUAUUGAACGUACAACAUCUACAGCUAUUAGUGCUCAGUUGCCUGAUGUACCAGAAGUAAACACAAGAUCUCGCAUGAAUGGCUACUAUGAUGAAGAUGUCGAUUUGAGGUGUUACAUACAGUCCUUAGUUCCUUUCUCAGUAAUAUGGUAUAAAGAGGGAGUACCAAUUAGCCAAGAACAACGUUUUCCCCAAACUACUGAAGUAAUUUUAACUGUGCCUGAAGUGACGAUGUUAUCCGAGGGAUUUUAUUCUUGCAAUGCAUCUAAUAUUGCUGGGAAAUCUUCUAGUGUUAUAUUCCUUGAUGUGAAAGAACCACCUCCUACCAUAACUAGAACUGGAAAUGUUACUGGAACCAUUGGUGACACAGCAGUGCUGUCAUGUGAAGUGCAAAGUAUUGUUGAACACAAUGUUACAUGGAGCAAGAUUGUUCCAGAUGAGCAAAAUAUUGGCUACGUCAAAUCAAUUCCUAUUCCUGAUAUAGCUCGAGUCAUAAUUUAUCCAAAUGAUUCACUUGUAAUUCGAAAUGUCUCACCGGAAGACGAAGGAUGGUAUAAGUGUUCUGCUGCUAAUGAUGGAGGGGUAUCUCAAGAUCAUAUAUAUCUACAUACUUACACUUCACCGAAGGUGGUAAUUAUACCUGAAAAAAAGAACUUUGCUUCUGGGGAUUUCAUUAAUAUUUCUUGUGAAGCAAGUGGCUAUCCUGAACCUAGCAUAAGAUGGGUUUGGAGCCCUGUGCACAAUCAGAAUUUCUUCUCUGGUAGGAGUGAAGUAAAAGGAAAACAUCUAAUUAUACAUUCUGCUGAUCCAAAGGAUGAAGGUCGAUAUGAUUGUAUUGCAACAAAUCUGGCCGGGACACAAAUUGGAAGUACUCAUCUAUAUUUCAUAGAGAUUCCAUUGAUAACUAUGCCAGAUAAAGAAGUAAUAGUGAAAAACGGAGACCAGGCAACUCUUAGAUGUAUUGCUGAGGGCAUACCUGAUCCAAAAGUGAAAUGGUAUAAGAGUGGUACUGAAAUUCAACCUCUUUCUUAUAUACAAAUUACCUCUGAUGGUUCUCUUGUCAUAUAUGACGUGCAAGAAACUGAUGCAGGAAAUUAUACGUGUGUUGCUGAAAAUGAAGCUGGAAAAGCCAAAGAAACAAUGUCUCUGAAUGUUGGGUCAAAACCAUCUUUAGUCAAACUUCCUGCAUCUGCAACAGUUGAAAUAUUGCAGAAUACAAGCAUUCCAUGUUUUGCUGUAGGUACACCAAUUCCUGUUAUUACUUGGCAUUUUGAAAACGGAAGUACUAUAAUCGAUUCUGAUAAAUUCUCAAUAUCAUCUGAAGGAAGUCUACAAGUUCAAGGAGCAGAUUUGUCAGUUCCAGGUAAAUAUAUGUGCCGAGCUGUCAAUAAAUUUGGAAGUGAUAAGCAAGUUGUGGAGCUCAGUCUUUCAGGAAUAAGGAAACCUGUUUUGUCUCCUUUGCCUGCUUUUGUGGAUGUUCCGAAAGGAGAGAAGUUAAUGAUUCCAUGCAUUGCCCUUGAUGGUAAUCCAAAACCUGAUGUAAUAUGGUUAAAAGAAGGAAAGCCUGUGUUACCUGAACAGGGAAUUAAGGUCAAUGGAAAUAAAUUAGAAAUUCAGAGAGUUAGUGAAGUACAUGAAGCAAAUUACUCAUGUAUUGCUGUGAACAUUGGAGGAAAUGAUACUAAAGAUUUAUAUAUCAAUGUUUUAUAUCAGCCUGUGAUAUCAGAAGCUAAUCAAGAGCUAUCUGUUGUGGAAGGCUCUACAAUUAACUUGCCAUGUAAUGUGGAAGGGGAUCCUAAACCAUUAAUAUCAUGGUAUAAAAACGGAAUUGAAUUGACAUCCAAUGAGAUAUUUUCCCUUGAAAAUGAUGGCAGUCUAAAAGUCAAAUUUGUUGGAGAGGAGCAUGAGGGUGAUUACACUUGCUCUGCAUCAAAUAUUGUUGGAACGUCUGAUCAAGUUGUUAAAUUGAUAGUCAAAGUUCCUCCAAAGAUUUUGCCGUCUGAGGAGAUUUAUAACGUUGUUGAAGGUCAUGUUGCAAUGAUGCCUUGCAGGUCUUAUGGUAAACCUGCAGCCUUGAUAAAAUGGAAGCAUCCUCAUCAAGUCCAGUCUUAUUUAGAUAAGUAUACCAUGUAUAAUGGCAGCCUGCAAUUUCGUCCAAAGUAUGAUGAUGGUGGUAUAUAUAUUUGUGAAGCUACAAAUGAAGUUGGCCAAGCAAAAUCUGAAGUUGUUCUGAAUGUUUUAGUUCCACCUGUUGCAAAAAUUAUCACACCAGUUCCUUUGACUGCUAAAAUGGGAAGCAGAGUUUCAUUAUUUUGUGAGACAUCUGGUCAUCCUGAGCCAAAAAUCCAUUGGAAUAAAGAAAACAAUUUGAUUCAUUCAUCUGAUUUAAUUUUCAUUCAAAAUGGCACACUGACGAUUCACAAAGCGGAGAGCCAAGAUCAGGGAUGGUACACAUGCUUUGCAGAGAAUAAUGCAGGUUCUUCUAGUGAUAAAGCAUUUCUGAGCAUCCAUGAAAGCCCACAAAUUAGUUCAAGCUAUUCCUCUCCUCAAAAUCUUACAGCUAUAGUUGGUGAUAAGAUAGAUAUUAAUUGCAAUGCUACAGGCUAUCCUAUUCCUGAAAUAAUAUGGACUGAACCAAAAGAAAAUAUGAUUCAUCAAAUUGAAAAAAAUAUUAUUCACAUUUCUUUUGUGCAAGAAUCUGAUGCUGGAACCUACAUAUGUACAGCUCAAAAUCCUGCUGGAUUUGAUGUGAGAGUAUUCAACCUAUCUGUGUAUGCGCCUCCUGUACUUAUCACAAGUUUCUCACAAGAUUUAGAAAUUACCAGGGGAAGUGAUAUUGCAUUAGAUUGCACUACUGUUGCUUCGCCAUUACCUGAAACCAUGUGGUACAAAAAUAAUCAAGUUUUUUUGGAUUCUAAAGAAAAUAAGUUGAUUAAGGACAACAAUCAAACUAUGAUUUUGAAAAAUGUCACUAUUUUGGAUGCUGGACAGUACACCUGUAUUGCAAGUAAUCCUGUCGGAGAAAUUUCUAAGUUGUUUAAGCUCAGAGUUUCAGUUGCUCCAAAUUUUCUGAGACCAUAUGUUAGGCAACAUCGUAUUUUGAUGAAUAAUUCCCUUCAAUUAGAUUGUUCAACUGACGGUCUUCCAGAACCCAUGUUCGUCUGGCGAAAAAAUGGUUUGUUAAUAACUCAUGCUCUUUUUCCUGGGGUAGAAUUUAUGAAUUCUAAAAGCCUCUUAAAGAUUGAUCAUGUUCAAGAGUCUGAUGCUGGAACUUACUCCUGUGUUGCAAUAAAUAAAAUUGGAUCAAGCAGCCGAGAUUUUGAAGUGAGUGUGUUAGGUACGCCACAAAUCCAAGGAGAAAAUUUGGAAGAAAAAGAGAUUAUGUUGCAAGAAAUUACUUCUCUUAAUUGUGUUGCUUUUGGAAAUCCUUCUCCUACAGUUCAUUGGUAUAAGGAUGGUAAAGAAAUGCUCUUAAACAAUGUUGGACAAUUUACAGAAAAUAAUAAUCAGCAGCUGACUAUUCUUAAAACAGAAGAAGCUGAUUCAGGAAUUUAUACCUGUUUAGCUACCAAUGAAGUUGGUCAAGCAAGAAAAAGUUUUAAGUUAACUGUUUUGGCCUUGCCACAAAUAAAAGAUCAAUCCGUAACUGAAACUUUUCGAGUCAAGGAAAAUGAUGAUUUAAAUCUUCAUUGCGAGGCUGUUGGAACACCUUCACCAACAAUAAUGUGGAUGAAAAAUAAUAAUCUUUUGCCAGCAACAUUGUACCCUGAAGAAACAACUUUAAGACUACAUAAUGUUACAAAGAAUGAUGCUGGAAGAUAUGCCUGUGUUGCUUCAAACAAAGUUGGGACUGAUGAGAAAGAUUUUAAUGUCAUCAUAAUGUCACCCCCAAGAGUUGAGAAACCCUCAACAUAUUUUAAGCAUCCCUUGAAAGAAGAAAGGAAAGAAAGUUUAGAAAAUCAACCUAUUGUGUUAGUUUGUCCAUUUUCUGCAAAUCCAUUUCCUCAUUUUAUAUGGAUGAAGGAUUCUAAGAUGAUUGAUGCAUCGAUUGAUCCUUUUAUUAGCAUUUCUAAUAAUGGAAAGAAUUUGCACAUAAAACAUGCAAAGGCUGAGCAUAUUGGGAAAUAUGUUUGUAUUGCAAAAAAUGAAGCUGGUGAAUCAAAAUAUGAAUUUCUCAUUGAUGUAUUUGUACCUCCAUCGGUGACUGCUGAGCUGAAAAGUAAUUUAGAAAUAAAAGAAGCAGAGGCCCUGAAUAUGAAUUGUAAUGCCACUGGAAAUCCCAAACCUUCAGUGUUAUGGCUAAAGGAUGGCUCAGAAGUUGAAGAAUAUCUUAAUAAAAUUCAGUUUUCUCCUGAUCAUUCUAGCAUCAAAAUAAUCAGUGUUGAGGCUCACCAUUCUGGAAAGUAUAUUUGUAUUGUGACUAAUAUUGCUGGGUCGACUGAAAAAGAGUUUAAUGUCGAUGUAUUAACUUCUCCACGCCUUAAUAGCAAGAGUGAAGAAGCAGUAGGUCGCCCUACUACUUAUGUUAAUAAACCUGUUACUUUAACUUGCCCUAUUUCUGGGAAUCCUGCUCCUCAAAUCAAGUGGGUGAAGAACAGAAAGGAGAUAGAUCCUCGUGAUGGAAAUGUCUUCAUCCAUGAUAAUGGCCUCAAAUUGUCCUUUUUAAGGACCAAAACUGAAGAUUCUGGAUUAUAUACUUGUAUUGCUGACAAUGGUGUUGGAAAUACAUCAUAUAAAUUUGAAUUGGAAAUUUUAAUGCAUCCUAAAAUUGAGCAGAAGGACAUCAAGAAAGCUUACUAUGUAAAGGAAGGUGAAUCUAUAACUAUUAAAUGUGUUGUAACUGGCUAUCCAAAGCCCAUUAUUACUUGGCUGAAAGAUUCCGACAUUGUUCCUCUUCAUUCCUCACCUCAUAUUUAUUUCACGGAGAAUUUCCAAAGUUUGAAGUUAAACCAUGCAACAUUGAAAGAUGCUGGAAAAUAUACUUGUAUUGCUGGGAACGAAAUCGGUACAGCUGAACAGGAUUUUAAAAUCGAUGUUCAAGUGCCUCCUAAACUAGAAGCCUCUGAAGAAAAACCAGAAAAUAAAUCAGCAAUCUUAAACAAACCAGUGUCAUUAAGCUGCCCUGUGUCAGGUAUUCCUCCACCUCGUGUGAAAUGGUAUAAAAAUGGACAGCUCAUUAACUCUCAAGUGAAUCGUAAUAUAUUGCUGUCCUCUGAUGGCAGAAAGCUGAAAAUUUUUCGCACCCAAGAAACUGACUCUGCAACCUAUGUGUGCAUUGCUGCUAAUGAUGUUGGGAAAGUGGAAAAGGAAUUUAAUCUAAAUAUUCAAGUGCCACCAAGAAUAGUUGAAACAAAUAGUGUCUUAGAUUAUUACUCUGAAGAUAAAGAUGAGAAGCAGAAUGAAUUGAAAGCUGUUGAAGAUGAAUCAGCUCAACUUGAAUGCUAUGUUGAUGGAAACCCAAAACCAUUGAUUCUGUGGAUAAAGGACGGACAUUUGAUAAAUGCAGAUUCCAAUGACCAUUACAAAAUUUACCAUGAUGGACAGUUGUUAGAAGUUGAUGAUGUUAAGCCAUAUGAUGCUGGUCUUUAUACUUGUGUUGCUUCAAAUAUUGCUGGAACAAGAGAAAAAAAUUUUGCUCUCGAUGUAUAUAGCCCUCCCAGAAUAAAAGGACCAAACUUUGAAACUCACCAAGUAUUACCCAAUCGCCCAUCUGCCCUUGAAUGCUUUGUGGAUUCUAAUCCCUCGUCAGCAAUUGGUUGGUUCAAGGAUGGUGUUAAAAUUAACUCUGAAAAUACUUUGCUGAAAAUUAUUGAAGAUGGUCAAGUGCUGCAGUUUGUAAAGAGUAGUGCCAGUGACCAUGGUCACUAUACUUGCAUUGCUGAAAAUGCUGUUGGAAAAACAGAAAAGAACUUCAAGGUAGAUGUCUUUGCUGCUCCAGUAAUUCAGGCAUCAACUUUUAAACAAAAAGUUUUGGAGAAUGAAAAAGUUUCAAUGGAAUGUGUUGCAAAUGGAAACCCAGAACCAAACAUAAUAUGGCUGAAAGAUGGCAUUAUGCUGUCUGAGGAAUUGCUGAAAAAUGUGAGUAUUUAUAAAGUUUCUGAUGACACUAUGCUUAAAAUAUCCGAAGCUAAAAGCUAUCACUCAGGAAAAUACAGAUGCAUUGCUACUAACGCAGCUGGCUCAACUGAGAAGUUGUUUGACCUUUAUGUAACAGUACCACCAAGAAUUGUCAAUACAUCUGAACCAAAUUUGACUGUUUUCAUACAUAAUUUUGUCACCAUGCUUUGUGUCGCUGAAGCUGAACCAGCACCAUCUAUUUCCUGGUUUAAGGAUGGAGAAGUCUUGAACGAAAACACUGAUCCUUUUAUUCACAUACUUCAAGAAGAACAAAAACUGCAGAUUCUUAGAACCAGAGAAUCAGAUCAUGGGCAGUAUUCGUGUGAAGCUUCGAACCCUGCAGGGAAAGAUAGCCGUCUUUUUAUGCUGAAUGUCCUAGUGCCUCCGAGGGUUAGAAAUAUCAUACAGGAAGAUUCAAGAACAAACGUUAUUGAGGGAAAUAGCACUGAAAUUAAGUGCUAUGUUCAUGGGAAUCCACAACCUACUGUGUCUUGGAAAAAAGAUGGACAGAUAAUGUUUCCUGACAGAACAUUUAAAAUGCAGCUUCUUGAUAACAACCAGCUUUUACAAAUAGCCAAUGUAGAAGCAGAGGAUGGUGGAAGAUACACAUGUGUGGCUACAAGUCCUUUGGGAACCGAAGAAAGGCAUUUUGACCUGCAUGUUCAAGUUCCACCAAAAAUAUAUGAUGAUCAAAAUACAGAUUAUGUUGCUCUGCUGAACAAACCGUUAACUAUACACUGUGAAGCUGAUGGAACACCAAAACCUGUCAUUACAUGGAUGAAAAACGGUCAUUUAAUUGAUCCAUUUCUGGAUCCAAAUCUUCAAUCUCUGAAAGAAGAAUCUGCUUUACUGAUUCGCAGGGCUAGACUUGAAGAUUCUGGAAAAUAUACAUGCAUAGCUACUAGUACUGCAGGCCAGGAUGAAAGAAAUUUUAAUAUUCAUGUACACACGCCUGCUUCUGUUGAUGAUACUAAUUUAAAAGAAGAAGUAUUAGGACUUCUAAAUGAAACAACUGUUUUUCUUUGUCCUGCGACUGGGAUUCCACUACCAUCCAUAUCUUGGCUUAAAGAUGGGGACCACAUUGAACACGUCAAUCAAGAUACAAAAUACCAAUUUUUAGAAGGUGGAAAAACUUUUAAAGUAAAUUUUGUGAACGAAAAUGAUGCUGGAAAAUAUACCUGUGUGGCAUUCAAUGAUGCUGGCUCAGAUGAGAUAAACUAUUUCUUGGAUGUUAUGACUCCACCUGUCAUGACACCUGCCCAUAAUGAAUCAAAAAUUAAAUCUAAGGAGGGUGACACUGUUCUUUUUGAUUGUCCUGUUCUUGACAAUAACCAUAUUGGUGCAGUCACAUGGAAAAAGAACGGGAACUUGAUAAAUUCCAUCUCUUUGCCUCCAAACUUCGAAUUCUCGCCUGACAAUAAGCGACUAAAGAUAAUAAAACCUCAAGCUUAUGACUCCGGUGUUUUUACCUGCAUUGCUAGCAAUUCUGCUGGAGACUCUGAGCAUGAAAUGGAAUUAUUAGUUCUUGCACCUGCGAAAAUCACACAUCCACUCGAUAACAUUACUGCUAUUUAUGUUAAAGAACAACAUUCAAUAACACUUGAUUGUAUGACUGCAGGACAUCCUAAGCCAAUCAUUACUUGGCUAAAAGAUGAUUUGCCUCUUUUUCAACAACCCAAUUUGAGUUUUCCAGCAUUUGGGAAGCUGAAGAUAAUUAGUUCAUCAAUUCAUGAUGCUGGCUUAUAUACUUGUCAUUCAGAAAAUGAAGGUGGCUGGGAUGAAAAGUUUUAUAACUUGACAGUUUAUGUACCUCCAACAAUUAAUGUUUCAUCUCAUGGACUUCACAAAGUAGGACUACAGAAUUCAGUAUUAACUUUAGAUUGCAUUGCAAAAGGCAUUCCGAAACCGCGUGUUCUAUGGUACAAAGGCUCACAGAUGUUGAUAUCUGGACCUAGAGUUACAUUCCUGCAAGAUGGAGAAAAGCUCAAGAUAUCUCACAUCACAACUGCAGAUGCCGGGAAAUAUACCUGCUUGGCCAUAAAUGAAGCUGGCGAUACCGAAGCAGAGCAUUUUGUAAAAGUCCACGUACCACCAAGUAUCGAGCAGGCAUCUAUCCAAAACUCAAAAGAUCCCAUUGUGAACCAGACAGUCAGGAUCUUUUGUGAUGCCUUUGGUUUGCCAUUUCCAACUAUUACAUGGUACCAUAAUGGAGCACUUAUUUACCAGAAUGAUUCAAGGUUUAGUUUUUCUGGUGCUGGUCAGUAUCUUGAUAUAUUAAGCGUUCAGAGCACUGAUUCAGGGACUUAUGCCUGUGAGGCUGAAAACAUUGUUGGUCAUACUAGGAAAGAAGUUCCACUUACUGUUUCAGUGCCUCCAGAUAUUGAAGCAAAUGGUAGAAGCAGAGAGUACUUUGUAAUUCUUGGGAAACCCACUCGUAUUGAUUGUGAAGCCUCUGGUACACCACUACCUAGAAUAACAUGGUUGAAGAAUGGUUUACCUUUGCCAAAAAGUGAAAAUGUUCAGCAAAUCAACAACAAUAGGGCCCUCUUCUUCACAUAUGCUUUAACAGAUGAAGCUGGGGAAUAUACAUGCAUUGCUACUAACAAUGCAGGAUCUGUGGAGCAGAAGUUUAAUUUGACCGUCUUAGUACCACCCAAAUUCACCCAUGACCAGAAAGAUAAAGUAUUGCCAAUUGUCCUUGGUUCCUCUGGGAGAAUUACUUGUCCGGUAGUUGGACAUCCAAUUCCGGACAUUGUUUGGAGUAAAGAUGGCGUUGUUUUAUCUGACAAGGAAAACAUUUUCAUUAAUAGUACAAAUUUAGAAAUUUCAAAUUCUGACUCAAGCCAUAAUGGUAAUUAUGCAUGUGAAGCAAGUAAUAUUGCUGGAAAAGUAAACAGGAUGUACACUGUGAAAGUGAAUGUGCCUGCCAAAAUUGAAGGCAGUGAUGAAACAACAUUCAUUGCAUCUGUUGUUGGAAGCUCUGUGACUAUUAACUGCCCUGCAUCAGGAACACCCCUUCCCAAAGUUGUGUGGUUUAAAAACUCAAUUCCAAUAAUACCAAGACUUCUGCCUAAUGUUCAUAUAGAAAAUCAAGGCUUGCAGCUAACUGUACUGAAUCCUCAACUAAAAGAUUCUGCAAAGUAUAGUUGUUUGGCAACCAAUGAUGUUGGCAAUGCUAGUCGUGACUUUACUCUCAGCAUUUUAGAGCCACCAUUCAUUGCAAAUGACUCUUCGAUUGUGAAAGUUCUCGCUGGCAAAGAUGCAGUACUGACAUGCAAAGCAUCAGGUUAUCCUGCUCCAGAAAUUGACUGGUUAAAGAACAAUUCACCUUUACUGUUAACAAAUUCAAAAUAUGCAAAGAUGGAAAACUCCUCCAUACAUGUAAGCAAUGUCAAUCUUGAGGAUGCAGGAAAUUACACAUGCAGGGCUACUAAUGAAGCUGGGUUGCAUCAUAAGAAUUUUACACUAAUGGUUACUGCACCACCUGUUAUUAAAGACAUGGAAAAUGUUCAGAAAGUUCUAGCUGGGGAGACAGUAUUUCUUCACUGUGAUGCCAAGGGGAGUCCACCACCUAUAAUCAUGUGGCAUAAAGAUUCAACUUUAAUACUUAAUAGCAAAGAGCAUCAAAUAUUUCCUGAUGGAACACUUCAUUUCCCCAUUGCAAAUGAAUCUCAUAGUGGAGUGUACAAGUGCCUUGCUGAAAAUGAAGUUGGCUCUUUUGAAGCUGUGCGAAGGCUUCAUGUUUUAUCUUCUCCUAAAAUAAUCGAAAAUUAUUUGACAAAAUAUGAAACAACACAAGCCCAGCCUGCAGUUCUAAAAUGUGCUGCUGAAGGUUAUCCAAAACCAGUUAUUUCUUGGGAGCACAAUAGCAGGUCCAUGGAUUUGUUCAACCCUCGCUAUAAGCUGUAUCCGUCUGGGGAUCUUCAUAUUUCACUUACUCAGCCAUCUGACAUGGGUACCUAUACCUGUAUCGCAAAAAAUGAAGCUGGAUCUGACACCAGAGAUAUUGAUCUUGUUGUAUUUGUUCCCCCUUCUGUCAAUAUCAGUGGACCAAGUGCAAUUACAGCAGUGAGAGGUCGAACUGUGACAUCUGUUUGUUCAGCAAAAGGCUUCCCACCUCCAAAAAUUAGUUGGCAAAAGAAUGGCAUUCCUUUUCUGAGCUCUACUUCUGAUAUUACUGGACAGCUAACACUCGAAAACAUCCAACCUGAAGAUAGUGGAAGUUAUGUAUGCAUAGCUGUAAAUUCUGCUGGAAGAGAUCAUAAAAGCAUUUCUCUGGAGGUUCAUGUGCCACCUGUUAUAGUAGAACUCCCGAAAAGUGAAGAUCUUUCAGUGGGAGAUACUUUAGUUCUAAUUUGUGAAGCUAGUGGCCAACCUCUUCCAGGAAUAACAUGGUUAUUGAACAACACUCAAGUAACAGGAUCAGCUUAUUCUGCUUUUGGACACAGUAAAUUGGUUGUUGAGAAUGUCGGUAAAGAGGAUCAAGGAACUUAUAUAUGUCUUGCUCAAAAUGCUGCUGGGGAAAAAAAGGCUGCUGCUGCUGUGCGAGUUCGAGCUCCCCCAAUCAUAAUGGAAUCAUCUGAUGUGAAAAGUGUACAGUUGAAAGAAACUGUCAUUUUAGAUUGUCUUGUAACAGGAGAUCCCUCUCCAAACAUUAUUUGGAUAAAGAAUGGUCAACAGUUGAUAUCUAAUCAUAGGCUUGAAAUAAAAUCAAAUGGCUCACUAUAUAUAUAUAACUCAUCAGAUCAUGAUUCUGGCCAAUACAAAUGCAUAGCAAGUAACGGAUUCGGUUCUGCUGAAAGGGUUGCCGAGCUCAUCAUAAGAAGCAAGCCAGAGUUCAUUAUUGAACCUCACAGCAGGAAGAUUGAAGUUGGGAAUGAUGUCUUAAUGGACUGCAAGGUUAAUGGAGAGCCCAAACCAGCUGUUAUUUGGUUGAAAGAUUCUGCGUUAGUCAACAAAACAGAUCGCUUGUCAAUAUUGCCCAACAAUUCCUUGCAAAUUAUUGCUGCUCAGUUGCUAGAUGAAGGAAUUUAUGCUUGUACAGCUGAAAAUGAAUUAGGUUCUGUUGUUGUUGAAGCACAGUUAGUUAUUCAAGUCCAUGGGAAAUGGUCAGAUUGGCAGGAGUGGAGCUCCUGCUCCUCCUCAUGUGGUGAUGGAAUUCAAAGCAGACAACGAGUCUGUAACAAUCCUUUACCGAAAAAUGGUGGAAAAGCAUGCAUUGGGCUAUCUAGUGAAGUCCGGCAUUGUGAAUCAGAGCCAUGUGCAGUUGAUGGUGAAUGGGGAAAUUGGAUGGAAUGGUCCAACUGUAGUGUAGCCUGUGGUGUAGGUAGCAGAAGAAGGCAAAGGAAAUGUGAUAACCCUCUUCCAAAGUUUGGAGGCCGGUACUGCAUUGGAGCAGAAGUUCAGACAGAUUCAUGCAUGCUAAAGAAAUGUCCUGUGGAUGGCAACUGGGGUUCAUGGUCUUUAUGGGAAGCUUGUAGUGUUACUUGUGGAAAAGGCACGCAGACCCGUUCCCGCAAAUGUGAUAACCCAGAACCAUUACAUGGUGGUCAACCUUGUUUUGGUGAUUCUUUGGAACAUCAGGAAUGUGAACUAGAAGUUUGUGCUGUGGAUGGUGAGUGGAGCAUUUGGAGUGAAUGGUCCUUGUGCUCUUCUUCUUGUGGUGGUGGGAAAAGGGAAAGGAUCAGGAAAUGUGAUUCUCCAUCUCCUUCGUUUGGUGGGCGGUAUUGCUCAGGGUCACAUGUACAAACUGAUUACUGUAACAAUGCUCAAUGUCCAGUUCAUGGCAGUUGGGGAGAUUGGUCAUCAUGGGGAGAAUGCUCCUCUUCAUGCAAUAAAGGGCAAAAGAAACGUUUCCGUUCAUGUAACAAUCCAAUACCUUCAGGUGGUGGACGUGACUGUACUGGAUCUUCUCAACAAAUUGAAGUUUGUAAUGCUCAUCUUUGCCCUGUUGAUGGAAAAUGGAGUGAAUGGAGCGUUUGGUCAUCAUGCUCAGUAACGUGUGGUAUUGGUAUGCGUUCGCGAAUCAGAACUUGUGAUAAUCCAGAUCCAACUUUUGGUGGAAAAGAUUGUUUAGGAGACAAUGAAGAGUUUGAAGAAUGUGGAGAUGAAGCUUGUGAUGUUUUACCUAUUCAAGCUUUUGGACAUUUGAUUGGAGCUAUAAACGAAAUUGAUUUUGGCCUGUCAAAAAUGGUAGCAAACGUAACACAGGUUGGCAUGGUGCAAACAACAUCUGCUUACAUUCAAAAUAUCACUGAAGAAAUAGCUCCUUGGAUGAAAUUGCUGGUACCAUUGUUAACCCCCAUAUAUUGGACUACUGCAUAUGAAAUAGGUCAGGCUGUUAAUGGAUACACUCUAACUAAAGGAUUUUUUCGCAGGGAAACUCAAGUGAACUUUGCAACAGGUGAGACUCUUUACAUGACUCACAUUGCUAGAGGACUUGACAGAAGAGGAAAUCUUUUGGUUGACAUUGUGAUAAGUGGAGAAGUUCCUGAAGUACCAACUAAUUCUGAUACCAAACUGCAUUCUUAUACAGAGGAUUAUGUUCAAAUGGGCCCUGGUUUGAUCUACGCAUUUUCUACUCGCACCUAUGAAGUGGAUGGCUAUGUCAUUCCUUAUUCUUGGAAUCACACCAUUGUUUAUGAUGAAGCACAAUCUUUGAUGCCAUUUCCUACUGAAAGAUUGUAUGCAAAUGGUAUUAAUAGUUCUUAUGAUAGUGAAAAACAUGAAAUGAAAUAUAUAAUAUCAGCAGCUAUUGGUAAAAGUCCAUCUGGUGAAGAAUGCACUGAUGGAUUUAGUUUGAGCGCCCUUGGUAACUAUUGCAGUGAUGUUGAUGAAUGUGAACUUAAUCCUUGCUCUCAUGUUUGCAACAACUUUCCUAGUGGAUUUUCUUGCUCUUGUCUUCCUGGCUUUGCAUUGGGUUUAGAUGGCGAAGCUUGCAAUGAUAUAGAUGAAUGUACAAUGAAUUUGGACACAUGUUUGUCAUCUGAAGAAUGCAUUAAUACCAUUGGUUCCUAUAAAUGUCUUGUAAUGUGUAAAAAUGGAUAUCAAAGAAGUGAUGAUGAACUUUACUGUAUAGAUAUUGAUGAAUGUAGUGCAAAUCUUCACAACUGUGAGCAAAUUUGUGUUAAUUCCAUUGGAAGUUUCAGUUGCAGCUGUCAAAUCGGUUAUUAUCUGUUUGGAAGAUCACGGUGUAUAGAUGUUGAUGAAUGCAGUUCAUUAGAACCUCCAUGUAGUCACACCUGCAAAAACUUACCCGGUAGUUUUAUUUGUUCCUGCCCUAAAGGAUAUGAACUUCAAAAUCAGAGAAAUUGUUUAGACAUUGAUGAAUGCAAACUUGGAAUUUAUAGCUGUGAAUCAGAUCAGGAAUGUAAAAAUGUUGAUGGAGGUUAUAAAUGCAUAGCUAAAUGUUCUCCUGGACUUGUCAGAGCUGCAAAUGAUACAUGCAUAGAUAUAGAUGAAUGUGACGAUCAUGCAGCUUUAUGCCAUUAUACUCAAAUUUGUAUCAACACAUAUGGGAGUUAUCACUGCUCUUGUUUUAGAGGUUUUUAUUCUGAAGGAGCUGGAAAACCCUGCAAAGAUAUAAAUGAAUGCUUGCAGAGACCCAACCCCUGUAGCUAUAUUUGUAAUAACUUACCUGGAGAUUAUGAAUGUGUUUGCACUCCUGGACUCAAACGGCUGCCUGAUAAGAAAACUUGUGCAGGAAUUGAAUAUUUAGAUCAGAAAGAUCAUGAAGUUCAGCAUGAUUACAGCACAAACGAUGGAGACAGGUCAAAAGAACACCUCACUGAUUCUUUAGCUCUGAGAAAAGCACCAAACAAUUUUCAUUGUCCUGUAGGUUUUCGAAAAGAGGCGAAUUCAUGUGAAGAUAUCAAUGAAUGUGAAGACAAAGGAAAAUGUCAGCACUCUUGUGAAAAUACUGUUGGGAGCUAUAAUUGUUUAUGUCCAGAAGGAUAUCAGUUAGGUUCCUCCGGGAAAACCUGCCAAGAUAUUGAUGAAUGUCUUGCGUCAAAAAUUGAUUGUGGACCAGAAAAAAUGUGUUUUAAUAUGCGUGGUUCUUAUGAAUGUAUUGAAACUCCUUGCCCUCCUAAAUAUGACAGGGAUCCUCUAACUGGGUAUUGCAAGCUUGCUUGUGAAAAGGCUGGAAUGGCUUGCCCACCCAACAUUAAGUAUGCUGAAAUUCUUGCAUUCAAGAUGAUAGCAUUGCCAAGUGGUAUUCAAGCAUAUCAAGAUCUCAUAAGACUCAUUGCAUACGACCAAGAUGGAAUUCUGCUGCCAGACACAGUAUUUUCCAUUAUAGAAAAUGAAACUGGUGUUCCGUUUAGGAUAAGACUGGAAAAUGGUAAAGGAGUACUUUACACUCAAAAGAACAUGGAAUCAAAUCAGGAUUAUAAAAUCAAAGUGCAAGCAAUAUCAUAUGAUAUGGAGUUGCAUACUAUCCUGUAUACCACUAAAUUUGUAGUUUUUGUUUCGGUUUCUCAGUAUCCUUAUUGAGUGUAAGUACUAUAGGAAAGAAAAACAUUCACAUUAAUUGCUAACAAAGUGUUUAUAAAUUUGAUCAUUCAACUAUUAGUAUUUUAAAUAUUUCCUGUAAAGUUUUGUAUGUCAGGGUGAUUGCAUUCUGGUUUCACCAGAAUUUAACCUCUUUCGAAAAUUCUAACGCAAGCGACCACAACUUUUUGAUUUUAAAUAUAAAAAAUAAGCUAAUAGAUAGUAAUAAAAAUAACUAAUUUUAAAAUAUUGUCCCUUUUUUUUUAUACAUGAAGCACACUGCAAUCUUUUAUUAUACAAAAAUUUGUAUCCUUUUUAAUAAAUUGUUUUUUAUAAAAAAUGUUGGUUAGAACUUCAAAAAAAAAAAAAAAAACACACACACACAUCUAUUUUGUUUUCCAUUAUUAUUUGAAACCACUGAAGCUUGAAUCAAAUAUGAAACCAAAAGGAAAUAGAUAUUAAAAAUAAAAAAAAAAGCCGAGUUUUAAAUUUAUUUCAGUGUUAUUGCAAGCACAGAUUUCAUUUCCAUUUAACAUUUUCUUUCAUAACACCAAUUUAUUUCAUCAUGACUUUUAACAGUUGAGACUCAAAUUUUAUAUCUUAACCUGUUUACAAAAUGUAAAAAUAAUUGGCAGUGAAACUGCCACAUGACAAAUAAACUUGUUAAUAUUUACUGCAAAUGUAUAAGUUUUAUAGUUGCUCCUAAAUGCAUUAUAAUUUAAUGUUGUUAUUCAAAGAUAUUGUAAACACGUUACAUACUGAAUAAAAUAUAUAUAUGUAUGCGUGAUAUUUUGAUAUAAAAUUGUGCGUUGAAUGGAAAUAUAUAUUUUUUUAUUGUUCAGUUCUGCAUAUUUAGUUUUCAACUUUUUGGAAUUAAUGCAUAAAAUAAUGUCAGGUUGUUUUUUUUUUUUUUUCGAUCUUGACCAAUUCGAGAUAUGUGCUUUAGACUGUAUACAAAUUAUUUAAUAGAUAUAAUAGGCUUAUGAAUCAUACCUUUAUAUUUACUGUAAACGUUUAUUUUCGUGUAGCAGUAGUAUCUAAGAGCAAUAAAACAGUGUAUAUAAUAUACAUUUAUUACUCAUAUUGCAUUUAUUUGAUUUUAUGCCAUACUCAUACGGUCACAUUUCUCAGUUUUUUCGUACAUGGAAAAAACUGAAUUUUCCCCUGAAAUCAGUGUUUACUAUGGGUGAGAAAAGCUUGUUCAACCUAACUUGUAAGAAUUGAAUCAAAAAUUCAAACACGAGAAAUAAAUUUAAUUAUUUUACUGGAA
Uloborus diversus is the source of this 17298-nucleotide messenger RNA. Its product is annotated as hemicentin-1-like. The coding region runs from base 171 to 16031 and encodes 5286 amino acids. Gene Ontology annotation, molecular function: calcium ion binding. The transcript is spliced from 80 exons. Lineage: Eukaryota; Metazoa; Arthropoda; Arachnida; Araneae; Uloboridae. The record is from RefSeq and is a predicted model, not a curated record.